Molecule: messenger RNA, 890 nt
Organism: Racocetra persica
Lineage: Eukaryota; Fungi; Glomeromycota; Glomeromycetes; Diversisporales; Gigasporaceae
Source: the annotation of a GenBank genome assembly
GCGAUCAAUCUGAAUUCACAGAUAAAAACUCUAAUGACGCUAGUUUUAAUGAAGAGAAUCCAAUUCCUGUAGUUUUAGUCGAAGGGUUUAUGGGCCCAAGCAAACCUUCUUAUUGGGACAAGAAUGAGAAGAAACAAUAUCCCAAGACUAGACGUUGCAUUUUCGUUACACCUGGUUGUGGAAGUUCUUUACACGACAGAGCUGUUGAGAUUUUUUAUCAAAUUAAAGGUGGAAGAGUCGAUUAUGGAAAAGAUCACGCUCUAAAAUAUGGCCAUUCACGUUACGGUCGGGAAUGUCCUGGAUUAUAUCCUGAAUGGAGCGUUUCUAAGCCACUCCAUUUUCUUGGACAUUCAUUUGGUGGUGUGACUAUUUGGAAACUUCAACAAUUACUCGCAAGUGAUCUUUUCCCAGCAUAUCAUGAACCUCAUCCUGACAUGGUUCGAUCUCUUACAGCUAUCUCAUCUCCAUUCAAAGGAAGUCAUGCUGUUUGCAUAGUAGGUAGAUGCACUGAAGAUGUAAGAUCGAUCCGUCCAAUUAGUUUUGGAGCCUUAAUUGGUAGAAUGAUUCAUAUUCAUGAAUAUUUUGAUAUAAAAUGGAUAAAAAAAUUGACAUAUGAUUUCAAUUGCGAUCAAUGGAAUUUAAGUUUUAAAAAAAAUUUCCAAUCAAUGUGGGAUGAAUAUUUUGGAGACAAAUAUAUUUCAGGUGACUCUGAGUGCCAAAACUCGGAGAAAGAAAAAACAUAUGGUCUGUUACAAUUUUUAUUCAAAAGCCCUUGGAUGUAUUGCGAAGAUAACGCGACUUAUGACUUGACAAUCCAUGCAAUGAAUGAUUUAAAUAAUAAAUGUCGUACCUUUGAAAAUACAUUUUAUAGAACUUAUGCCGCAUCUAUC